Molecule: messenger RNA, 4187 nt
Organism: Episyrphus balteatus (marmalade hoverfly)
Lineage: Eukaryota; Metazoa; Arthropoda; Insecta; Diptera; Syrphidae
Gene: rad50
Product: DNA repair protein RAD50
Exons: 13
Coding region: 119-4018 (1299 amino acids)
Biological process (GO): double-strand break repair; telomere maintenance via telomerase; chromosome organization involved in meiotic cell cycle
Cellular component (GO): condensed nuclear chromosome; nucleus; Mre11 complex
Molecular function (GO): G-quadruplex DNA binding; ATP hydrolysis activity; single-stranded telomeric DNA binding
Source: RefSeq, a predicted model, not a curated record
UUCAAAAUUCGCAAGUUGCAACUUGCAACUUGAAUUUCGCCAAAAUAAUUACGCACUUUUGUUUAAUCACUAAUUUUUGUUGUAAUUUUGUUUAUUUUCGUAAUCAAAUGUAAAAAAAAUGUCAACAAUAAAACUAUUACAAAUUCAAGGAAUCCGUAGUUUUGGCACAAAAGCUGAAGAUGUUCAACAAAUAAAAUUCUCUUCACCAGUCACUUUAAUUCUGGGUGAAAAUGGUUGUGGCAAAACAACAAUCAUUGAAUGCUUAAAAUAUGCCUUGACCGGUGAAGCUCCACCGGGCAGUGGCCGCGGCCAACACUUUGUCCACGAUCCAACAAUUUUUGAUUUUUCUGAAAGUUUAGCGAAGAUUGUUUUGGAAGUUCAAAAUAUUCGCGGAGAGGAACAAUCUGUGACCCGUGCCAUGAAGUUGUGUUAUAAACGAGGUAAACUUUCUUUUGAAACUUUAGAUGGAACCAUAAGCUUUGGAGAUGGAUCCAUUAGCAGACGGUGUAUCGAUGUUGAUAUUGCAAUGUGUAAUUUUAUGGGUGUUUCCAAGGCAAUUAUCAACAAUGUUAUCUUUUGCCAUCAAGAAGAAUCCAGUUGGCCUCUGGAUGAAGCCAAAAAACUUAAAGAAAAGUUCGAUGCUAUAUUCGGAAUCACAGAAUAUAAUAAAGCCAUUGAAAAGUACAUGAAAAUGAGAAAGGAUCAAAUGGUCGAGCUUAAAGUCAAAGAAACCAAUUUAAAGUACCUCAGUCAUUUGAAGAAGCAAUUGGAAGAUAAAAACAUUGAUCUUCAAAAUGCCCAUGAAAAAUACAACGCCAUCAAAGACAAAUGCAACAAAUUCGACGAAGAGAUGAAACCCAUUGACGAGCGAUUGUUGGAAAUUAGAAAAGUUGAAUAUGAAGUUGGUAAACAACAAGCUUUAAAAGUUGAACUAGAAACUAAACAAAAAAACUGUCACGAUCAAAUUACAGGACUGACAAAAAAGAUCAAAAAACCAUUCCAAGGGAGUAUUCAUGAAUUAGAUCGAGAAAUUCGAUUGUUUUGUGAAAAAAUGUCUGAAAAAAGAUUAGAGAAGCAAGAACUAGAAGAUAAACUAGCCUCGUUAGUUGGUCAAGAAAAGAAAAUCCAAGUAACUUUGGCAGAGCUAGAUCGCAAGGGCUGUUCUUUGAUUCAGCAGCGACAAAAAGAACAAGAAAACACUGCAGAAAGAGCUGAUAAGAUGCGCAAACUCUGUGAGAAUGUGAAUAUUCAGUUGGAUUUCGAUCUAGAGGAAUCUGUUGAAAGAGUUCCGGAAACAUUGAAUCGAAUAAAAGCGGCAUUGCAAAGUGAAGAGAAGAAAAUCAAAGAUUUGCAAAUCGGUCAUGAUAAGGCUGAUCAUGAGAAGCAACAGCAGAUUGAUGAAUUGCGCGUGACAAAGGCGAAAAUUGAAAGUGAUAUUGAGGCUAAGCGGAAACAGAAAGACCAAAACGAAAGAGACAUUCGUAAAAUUGAAAAAGAAGUUAGCGAUGUUGAAGCCUCAACAAACAUGCUAAAAAAGGUUACCGAAAUGAUUGCACAAGCCACAGAAUGCUAUAAUAAAGCAUCAGAAAAAAUGAAUCAAGAAGACUUAAAAAAGAACAUAGCCGAUCGAAAAACAAAUGUAGCUCGUCUACAAGAGCGUUUUCGCACCCUCGAUAGUCAACUUACGUUCCUUAACUCAAUUUCAAAACUAACUGCCGAAAUAAAUUUAAAAGAGAAAGAAUUGGAAAAGAAAGAACAAGAAGUUCGGCGUGUACGAAGUAAGCAUAGUGAUAAUUUUAAAAAGCUCUUCGACCAACCAGUAGAUUCCAAUUACAAACGAAAACUUCAACAAACGUAUGAAAAACUACAGCGAGAGGUUAAACAGUUGACUGAAAAAAUUAACAAAUUAAAAUUACAAGAACAAGGUUUGGAGAUCAAACGAAAGACACAAAAAGAUGAGCUUACUCGAUGGGAGAAAGAGUUAGCAGAUUCGAAGGAUACAAUUUAUGAGAAAUGCCAUUCUACGCCUUAUGAAGAGUUGCUAGCCAAGUGUAAGGAAACUAUUGCCAAAUUACAGCUUGAUCAUGGAGCUCUUAAGUCAUCUGAGGCUAUGUACAAAAAAUAUAUCAAAAAAAUUGAAGAAGAUCCGCACUGCCCACUAUGUCACAAUGGAAUGUCUGAAAAUGAGGCAUCAACUCUAACUUCAGAGCUUACUGAUGAGAUUCAACGUCUCCCAGACAACAUUGAUCGAACAGAAAAGCUUUUAAAAGUUGAGCAGAAAAAGUAUGAAUCUCUUAUCGCAUUGCGGCCAGUAAUCGAAAAAGUAGAACGCCUUGAAAAAGAUAUACCAACACGAAAAGCUGAUCUCAGGAAGCUUGAAGAGAAUCUUGGCCGAGUCGCAGAGGAGUCUGAAUCUAGUCAAAUGCUUCAAAUUGAACCAAACUCUAAUUUGGAUCUUGCUAAUUCGAUGAUGGGUGAUAUGAGUCUUUUAGAUGAAGCUAUCAAGGAAGUUACACGUCUUCAAAGUGAAUUGACAAAGCUUAAGGCUAAACUUCCUGAAGGUGGACCAAAUGGUUCAAUUGAAGACGUUCAAUUGGAGAAGACAACUGUCUCCGCGGAGCUUGAAAAUGAACGAAGUAUCUUAGAAAAGAAUCAAAUCGAUUAUGAAAAAGGAAACGAUACUUUAAAUGCUCUACGGGAAGAACGAAAUAAGUUGAAAGACAAGCAAAUCAAAUUACAAGAAGGUGUUCAGUCACUUCCACAACUAAAAGAGCGGCAAGUUGAAUUACGAAAACAAAUUGAUGCAAAUGCCCUCGAGAUGACAAAACUCCAACAGCAAUUGCAACCACUGAGACAGAAACUCGCUGUUUCCAUUGAAGAAAAACAACGUUUGAAGGAUUCUAAUCGGAAAAUGGUGCUACAAUUGCAAGGAAAAUUGGACUCGAUGAAAAAUUUGGAUCAUGAUAUUCAGAGACUUAAUCGUGAUUUAAUUGAACUUGGUAAACUUAAUCUAGCCGAAGAAAUUGAGCGUCUUAAAAACUCUAGAAAACGUUAUCAAGACGAGUCUGCUGCAAAGACCAAAGAAAUUUCCAAGACAUCACAAGCUCUAGAAGCGGCUAAAAUUGAAGUCCACAAUCAAGACGCUUUGGAACGUGAUCUCAAUGACAAUCGUGAACUUAAGGAACUCCAACAGAAAGCUGCCAAGCUCGAUGACGAGCAAAAAGAUUUAAUGAAAAUUCUAGGUGAUUUAGAUUUCCGACGUGUUUCGAAGGAAAAAGAAGAACUAAUAAAAAAACGUGAUCAAGCAACUGUUCGCAAAGGUGAACUUCUUGGUCAAAUGGGUGAGGUUAACAAUCAGAUCAAUAAGCUGAAGCGUGAAAUUGAAGAGCCGAAUUUGAAAGAUUCGGUUCAGAAACAUCGACGUAGUCUCUAUGAAGUGGUGGUCCUCAAGAAGGUUAUUGCAGAUCUUGGCCAGUACAGGCUUGCCUUAGAAUGGGCUCUAAUGAAAUUCCAUUCGGAGAAAAUGCAGAAAAUUAAUAGUUUGAUACGAGAGUAUUGGCGUCAAAUCUAUCGUGGUAAUGAUAUCGAUUAUAUUCAAAUUCAAACCGAUGAAAAUAAGGUUUCUGAGACGUCAGCUGAUCGAAAGAGGAGUUAUAAUUAUCGAGUUAUUCAGUCGAAGAAUAAUUCAGAAAUUGAAAUGCGUGGUCGUUGUAGUGCUGGCCAGAGAGUUUUAGCUUGUUUGAUUAUUCGAAUGGCAUUGGCUGAAACGUUUAGUUGUAAUUGUGGUGUUUUGGCAUUGGAUGAACCUACAACUAAUUUGGAUCAGACAAAUAUUUUGUCGCUUUGUGAGGCUCUCAAUAGAAUUGUAGAGGAAAGACAAACGCAGAGUAAUUUUAUGCUCAUCAUUAUUACUCACGAUGAAGGAUUUAUCUCUAGGUUGGGACGAGUCAAAACUUAUCAUCGUGUUUCAAGGAAUAUGUAUGGCAAAUCAGUGAUUGCUAAACAUAGAGUUAACUGAGUUAUUUAUUUAAGUGUUUUUUUUUUCUUUGCAUUCCAUUAUCGUUUUGUUUUAUUAAACUGCCAUGAAGUAUCAUUUUAUGUUUUUUUUUGUCUAAGUUUUUCUACAGAUUUAUGUUGUUUUCUUACAUGUUUCACAUAAUGUUAUUAAUAAAUAAAAACACCGAACA